Molecule: messenger RNA, 4368 nt
Organism: Zasmidium cellare ATCC 36951
Lineage: Eukaryota; Fungi; Ascomycota; Dothideomycetes; Mycosphaerellales; Mycosphaerellaceae
Exons: 13
Coding region: 1-4368 (1455 amino acids)
Source: RefSeq, a predicted model, not a curated record
AUGCCAGCUUUCAUGUCUCAGCAGUGCGGCGACCGCAAGGACAAAGUCUAUGCCCUAGUGGGCUUGCUUAACGAUGAGGGGAGGCAGAUGAUAUCACCCAAUUAUCAGAGCUCUCUGCAGCAACUCUUUGUAGACGCUGCCGCUGCUCUCAUCGUUUCAUUUUGGAGAGCAGAUGCGGGAUCGAGAGGUCUCCAAAGUUUGAAGUACGAAAGUCGCAUGUAUUGCGAUAUGCUCAAUCGGAUUCUCGGACUUUCAAGUGACGAUAUCGAGACCAGAGUUUCACAAGCCGUGAAGAUAGCAGCGUCUUACAACAGCAGUCUUCCGAAUCCGAUAUACGGUCCAGCCUUCGACAACGCAGAGCAAACAAGUGAAGGGCUUGCUUACGUUGUUCAAGAAGAUGUGCGAGAUGAUCUAAAUCUGCCUGAGCCUGAUGCAGGGCUUGAUGCAGAGGAGUCGCCUUUGCAACGAUCCAUCAAGAUGUUCAAGAGGGAGUUGACCAAUGCCGAAAAGAACGACUUCGCCGGCACGCAACUCAGCCAGCUGAAUGUCACUAUUGCUGCCAUCCAGAACAAGCAGAGGGCAACGGGUACAUUGCAGAACAUGACCAGACUUCGAGCUUUCUUGAACGCCGUGGACGGAUAUGGAGAACUUCUGGAUGGUUGUGUUGGGCAACCCAACAAUGUCCGGCUCAUCUGGGGCUCCAUGAGAUUUCUUCUUCAGGCCACGAUCCGCCGGUCUGAGGCCUUCGAUGGUCUUCUAUCGCAAUAUGAGGAACUGGGCGGGAGCCUGCCUCCCAUCGUGAACAUUAAGUCCUUGUCUUCUAAUGAGCAACCAGAGAUUGUCGGCGUCGUAUUUCGCAACGUCUUCGAAUUCCAUAGGCUUACGCUGCACUACUUCAAGAAGCCCGCCUGGUGGCAGCUAUUCUCCUCUUCGUGGAAUCAGCUCCAGACUCAACUCAAUGGGUUUAUUCUGGACAUACGACGACAUGCCACGUUGGUAGAGACCAUGGUUAACGCCCACGAACUCGAGGAAGCUCAACAAGGGCGGCAAGACAACCGCGAUCGUUUCUCAGAGCUUCUGGAAGAGGCUAGACAAGCACGUAUAAGAACGGAAGAAAACUUCAAGAAACUGGAUGCGGACGAGGUUGUCCGCCGAAGGACUUAUCUCUUCAAUUGGCUUUGUGCGCCCAACUCGAUGUCUGACUAUGAACAUCUACAAAACUUGAUCAAGGACAGCCCAGCUAAUGGACAGUGGCUCUUGCGAACUGCCCGAUUCCGUGCCUGGUACGACCCAUCGUCCGCGUCGCCUCCAUUGCUGUGGGUGACUGGAAAACCGGGAGCAGGAAAGUCUGUUUUGGCUUCCGUGGUCAUUAAGGAGGCCUUGAAACUGCCAGACACAACCACGCUCUUCUUCUACUGCAAACAUGAUGACCCCGAAAAAAGCUCGUUCUUGGGGAUGGCUAGGUCCAUCUUACACCAGCUUCUGUUGCAUGACGACACGCUCCUGAUGUAUCUGUUUGAAAUCGCUACGAAGAGGGGCGAAUCUAGCCUCCGCACCGUCAAGUUGGCAAAAGAGAUGCUGACGACAUGCCUGAAAGCCGUGAGAAAGACUUAUGUGAUAAUAGAUGGAAUCGAUGAGUGCCAGCCGAGCGAGCAGCAGCAGCAUAUCGCCAAGUUCUGGAUGAACUACAUCGAAAGCUCGGGCUCUGAUGUGGAACUAAGUCGAUGUGUUUUAUUUGGUCAAGACGAUGCUACGACGAGACCGUUGUUCUGCAGACUGCCCACCAUCAGAGUUCAUGGAGAGCACCAUGAUAACGACAUCCGAUCUUACUGUAUCGCAGCUGCCAAGAGUCUUCAGGAGGAGUUCAGUCUGGCCCCUUAUGAAAAAGCACACAUUGCAUCUGAGACGUCGCGUCGUGCGCAAGGCAUGUUCCUCUUUGCGAAGCUCAUCAUGCACAACUUGUCGCUUCAAGUUACGAAAGCAGAACUGCUGCGUGAAGUGGAGCCGGACAUGUUCCCGCUAGAGCUCAGCGAUGCAAUCCUUGUUCGAGCACCUAGGCCCUACCACAAACACGCCAAAAGAUUACUCGCGUGGACAGCCUGCGCAGGCAGAGUGCUCAAAUGGCGGGAGAUCCAAGCUGCUGUGUCGAUAGACCUGAACCUCCAAAUGGUAGACUUCGACAGUCACCAACUCUCGAAAGAUUCAAAGACAUUAUGCGGGGCUCUCAUCGAAGAACUGCCCAAUGGUGACGUGUCGUUCGUGCAUUCCACUGUCAAACCGUACCUGCUCAACAAUGGCUAUGUCAAAGCAGAAGAGGAGCAUGCUACAAUGGCAGAACUCUGUCUCAACUACUUCAAUAUGCCAGCCUUUUCUACAGCGUGGGGCGAACACGAAGUACGGAGUGCUCUUUUGCUUGGUUCAUACGCUUUCAUGGAGUACGCCAUGAUCUCAUGGACAACACAUCUCGAGCACUUUCUGAGUCUGUCCCAAGACCCUGAAUUACCUGCGGCUCUUACCGAAGCCCUCCAUACGUUCUUUAAGCUACAUUGGAGAGAGCCACGGAAACGAAGUAAGCCAACGAAGCGCAUCUUGGAGUUGACGAAACAAAUCGAGACAAUGUCGAUCUACGAAAAAGUCAAGGACAGCAUGUCAUCUAUGCACUGUCUCAUGUCAACGAACCUGUCAGAUCUGGAAGCGGUACAGACAUCAGAUGUCUUUGCCACCUUGGCUCGGGUCCGUUCGAUCAUGGAAAGCAUGGCUCUCCAGCAGGACUACACAGACGAACUUGAGCGGUUUUACGGUUACCAGCUAUACAAAUGCCCACGAGUCUAUUGCAAGUGGUUCCACGAAGGCUUUGAGGAUGAGGAAAGUCGAACAUCUCACGUAGACAAGCACGAGCGGUCGCACUACUGUUCUUCUCCUGGUUGCAUGUACGCUACUCUUGGCUUCCCGACUGCAAAGGACCUCGCCAAGCAUGCUACCGAACUGCACAGCGUUGGUCUCACAGAGGAAGAGUUUCCCGCCAUCAUCGAAGAAAAUGAUGAACCAGAGGAAGGUGACACUGUCCCAGAGACUGUGGAACCUGCCGAAAAGGCGACCAACACCGAACGGGCAGACACGCGCAAUGCUCAACGAAGACCCAAUGGCGAGCCUGCUGAGCAGCAACGCAAGGAACCAGCUGAACCUACUAGACGGAGACGCAAAAGACCCUCGAGUUAUGAGUGCGACCGCUGUCACAAACGCUUCCCUCGAGCCUUCCGGCUCCGAUCACAUAUGAAGACGCACACGGAGAUUCGAGAGUAUGAGUGCAAAGUGUGCCACAAGAAAUUCGCCAGGCAGCGUGAUUGCAAGAGACACGAGGAGCUCCACAGUGGCGAAAGGAAAUUUGUCUGCUACGGGGAGCUCAUGCGCGGCGGUGCUUGGGGCUGUCACAGACGCUUUGCACGAGACGAUGCUUUACGUCGUCAUUUCCGUUCUGAAGCUGGGCAGAAUUGCAGACGACCUUUGUUAGACGAAAAGAAGGAGAUCCAGCGCCUGGAGACCCUGAGACAUCAGAGAGACGUCUCAAUGGGUAAUGAAUACGAUGCCCCGGCCACUACUCCGUCUGGAAUCGCGGCAAUGGAUAAUUUCCUUCUGGAAGGACCACGACAGGAAUUUCCGGCUCUUUCAGGCUCGACUUGGGAGUCUUCAGCUCCUACUAACAGUCUGGGAUCAGGCCAGAGUCAAGAUCUCCGCCCAUUUCCAGCCUAUAGCGAGCCGGCUUCUGGUGCUGUCUUUAUCACUCCUCCCCAAGAUGCGAGCAUGAUGUAUGCAUAUGGAGAAGCACCGAGCUCUAGCGGCUAUCAGCAGACGGGCUUUCGACCUUCGGACUAUCUGGGCGAUUUUGAAGGCCAGUCACAGAGGAGGCCUGGAAGAGAAGUCACACCAAAGAUUCCAACGCACUUGUCUUCCUUCCACAACUCUCGGUGCCAGACUGCGAGAGUUGCUAGCAGGCAGGUUGACCACGAGAGUGGCUCUGCACAUCACAUCGUUGUUGGUGACAGUCAUCACGAAGUAUCCUCCAAGUCAGUCUCUGGCACACCUCGUGGUGAAAUUGAGAGAAUUCAGAUGUUCUGGAGGCUCACCUUUCACCGUACUCUCGAUGGGAGUCUCCAACCCGCGGCCUCGAAGUGGCAAGGCCAGCAGUGCAUCGCACCACGCAUGUAUCGUGGUUCUGUUUCUGUGGCUCUGCUGGAGGCCGCCCAAGGAUCAAAAGUUCAACAAUCCCACAACUUCUCCAACGCCUGCAUUGAGGCGACUGCCGCAGCUCUUCGUGCGGGCCAACCAUUUGACAAUCGAGGCCGAGUGAGGGUGCACUGCAUGGCCUAA